Messenger RNA from Microcebus murinus (gray mouse lemur), 6808 nucleotides. The record is from RefSeq and is a predicted model, not a curated record. NCBI's taxonomy places the organism in Eukaryota, Metazoa, Chordata, Mammalia, Primates, Cheirogaleidae.
GGCUUGACUGCAUGGCUUCCCCCAGCUUACCUGUCCCCAGCUCACCCUCCUACCCUGUCCCUCUAGGGCAGCUCCCCAUGGACCCCAUCAGCAUCCAGCUGGGCACCCGGAACCUGUGGAGCUGGCUCGUGAGUCUGCUCAGCAAGGACCCCAAAUGGCUGAGCGACAAGAUGAGCUUCUUCUUCCCCAACAUGGACCUGGGCUCCCAGAACGAGGUCUCAGACCCCGAGCAGUGGGUCAUCCUACAGCUCAGAGCAUUGCACGCCCAAGGUCUGAACACGUGGCAGUCGUUCAUCCACUCCGUGUGCAUGGAGCUGGAGGUGCCCCUGGAGCUGGAGGUGCCACUGCUGAGCACUUGGGGCAGUGAAGACGGGUUCCCCAGCCAGCUGGGAGAUGAUGGAGGAAGCCAGCCUGAAUGUCAGCUCCACCAUGGCCUCAAGCGCCCUCAUCAGAGCUACGGGUCCUCCCCUUGCCGGAAGCAGAGCAAGAAGCAGCAGCUAGAGCUGGCCAGGAGGUACCUGCAGCUCCUGAGGACCUCUGCCCAGCAGCGCUAUGGUGACAGACUCUCUGGGUCGGGGCAGCCUGACCUUGCCUCCCAGCAGCCCUACAUCCCCCCGAUCCUGCAGUGGGCGCGAGCCACAGUGCCCUUGGACGCUCAGCGGGGGGCUGGUAUGGGAGACAUCAAGGCAGAAGAUGGCACUGACGUGAACAUCUGGGACCUCUUCAAUCCCAGGACCAAAAAGGGCCCAAGGGUGACAGUGCUCUUGGGGACGGCUGGCAUGGGCAAGACCACGCUGGCCCACCGGCUCUGCCAGCAGUGGGCUGAGGGCCAGCUGGACCACUUCCAGGCCCUGUUCCUUUUUGAAUUCCGCCAGCUCAACCUGCUGACAAGUUUCCUGACGCUGCCCCAGCUCCUUUUCGAUCUGUACCUGCGCCCCGAGUCGGGCCCCGACGCCGUCUUCCAGUACCUGACGGAGAACGCGGGCCGAGUCCUGCUGGUCUUCGACGGGCUGGACGAGGCCCUCCAGCCCUGCUCCGGGGGGGACCCGGGGGCCCCCGAGGGCCUGGGCCCGGCCCUCACCCUCUUCUCCGGGCUCUGCGCCGGGACGCUCCUGCCCGGCUGCUGGGUGAUGGCCACCUCCCGUCCCGGGAAGCUGCCGCCCUGCCUGCCCGCCGAGGCAGCCGUGGUCCAGAUGUGGGGCUUCGACAGUCCCCGCGUGGAGGAGUACGCCAGCCGCUUCUUCAGCGCCCAGCCCUCCCGGGAGGAGGCGCUGGCAGAGCUGCGGGGCAACGGACGUCUCCGGCGCAUGUGUGCGGUGCCCGCGCUGUGCCGCGUCGCCUGCCUCUGCCUCCGCCAUCUGCUCCCCGACAGCGCCCCGGGCCAGUCUGCGGCCCUGCUGCCCACCGUGACUCAGCUCUACGUGCAGAUGGUGCUCGCCCUCGGUCCCCCCGGGCGCCUGCCCACCGCGCCCCUGCUGGGCCUGGGGGAGGUGGCCCUGAGGGGCCUGGAGGCCGGGAAGGCUGUCUUCUAUGCAGGAGACAUCCCUCCAUCCGCGAUGGCCUUCGGGGCCGCCCACAGCCUGCUCACCUCCUUCAGCGUCUACACGGGCCCCGGGCACCUGCAGACGGGCUACGCUUUCGCCCACCUCAGCCUGCAGGAGUUUUUUGCUGCCCUGUACCUGAUGGCCAGCCCCGAGGUGGACAAAGACACCCUCGCCCACCGUGUCACCCUCAAUUCCCGCUGGGUGCUGCGGACCAAAGCCAGAGUGGGCCUCUCGGACCACCUCCCCACCUUCCUGGCGGGCCUGGCCUCCCGCGCCUGCCUCCCCUUCCUCGGCUGGCUGGCAGAGCGCGACGGGGCCUGGGUGGGCGCCCGGCAGGCUGCUGUCGUGCAGGCGCUGAGGAAGCUGGCCACCCGCAAGCUCACGGGGCCCAAGGUCGUAGAGCUGUGUCGCUGCGUGGACGAGACGCAGAAGCCUGAGCUGGCCCGUCUCGCUGCCCAAAGCCUCCCCUGUCAACUGUCCUUCCACAACUUCCCGCUGACCUGCGCCGACCUCACCAGCCUGACCGGCAUCCUGGAGCGCAGGGACGCCCCCAUCCACCUGGACUUCGAGGGCUGCCCCCUGGAGCCCCGCUGCCCUGAGGCUCUGGAAGGCUGUGGGCAGGUGGAGAAUCUCAGCUUUAAGAGCAGGAAGUGUGGGGACGCCUUUGCAGAAGCCCUCUCCAGGAGCUUGCCAACGAUGGGGAGGCUGCAGAAGCUGGGGCUAGCAGGAAGUAAGAUCACUGCCCAAGGCAUCAGACAUCUGGUGAAAGCUUUGCCCUUCUGUCCACAGCUGGAAGAGGUCAGUUUUCAGGACAACCAGCUCAAGGACCAGGAGGUGCUGCACAUCGUGGAGGUACUCCCUUGCCUGCCACGGCUCCGGAGGCUUGACCUAAGUGGCAACAACAUCUCUGUGUCGACCCUCCUCUCCCUGGCAAAAGUGGCAGUCACAUGCCCUACCAUCACGAUGCUGCAGGUCAGGGAGGCGGACCUCAUCUUCCUUCUUUCCCCGUGUGCAGAGACGGCAGGAGAGCUACAAAGAGCUCCAGACCUGCAGGAAGAUGACAGCCAGAGGAAAGGGGCUCAGAGCAGAAGCCUGACACUCAGGCUUCAGCAGUGUCAGCUCCAGGUCGAUCAUGUGGAAGCCCUCGUAGCCCUGCUCUUGGAAGGCCCCCGCCUGGAAGAAGUUGACCUCUCAGGGAACCAUCUGGAAGACGAAGGCUGCCGACUGAUGGCAGAGGCCGCGCUCCGGCUGCACAUCACCAGGAAGCUGGACCUCAGCGACAACGGGCUCUCGGUGGCCGGGCUGGGCUGCAUGCUGCCCACGGUGAGCACGUGCAGGACGCUGGCAGAGCUGCACGUCAGCCUGCUGCACAAAGCCGUGGUCCUCACGUUUGCCCAAAAGACGGAGGAGCAGGAGGGACCCCAGAAGAGUGCUGCAUUUCUUGACAGUCUCGUGUCCCAGGUGCCCUCUGAGCUGCCCCUGAGCUCCUGCAAGAUCAGGCUGACACACUGCGGCUUCCAAGCCAAGCAGCUACAGCAGCUCUGCAAGGCGCUGGAAGGAAGUUGCCACCUCGGUCAGCUCCGGCAGCUCCAUCUCGACUUCUCAGGCAACGCUCUAGGGGACGAAGGUGCCGCCCUGCUGGCUCAGCUGCUGCCCGGGCUGGGCGCUCUGCAGUCCUUGGACCUCAGCGGGAAUGGCUGCUCCCUGGGCGCCGUGCUCGCGCUGGCCCGGUGCUUCUCCACGCUGCCGUGGCUCCUCCGCCUGGACGUCAGCCUGGAGAGCCAGCGCAUCCUCCUGACGGGUGCCAGGAGAGGCAGGGACACACAGGCUGGGGGACGUUUGCCUGAGAUCCCCGCGGGAGCCGAGUUCUCGGGGUUCGGUCAGCGCUGCGCCCCCAGGAGCUUCUGCCUCAGGGAGUGUCAGCUGGAGCCCCUGAGCCUCCACCAACUCUGUGACACCCUGGAGCAGUGCCCGGGGCCACUGGAAGUCCAACUGUCCUGUGCGGUCCUGAGUGACCAGAGCCUGGAGACCCUGCUGCAGUGCCUGCCCCGACUCCCUCACUUGAGCCUGCUGCAGCUGAGCGAGACGGGGCUGCCUGCCCGGAGCCCUUUCCUGCUGGCCGACGCCUUCGCCCUGUGCCCCUGGGUUCAGAAGGUGGAUCUCAGGUCCCUGCGUCAUGCCACCCUGCACUUCACAUCCAGCCGGGAGCAGCGAGGCGUGUGCUGUGGGUUUACGGGCUGCGGCCUCGGCCAGGAGCACGUGGAGUCCCUGUGCUGGCUGCUGAGCAAGUGCGAGGACCUCGGCCAGCUGGACCUCUCAGCAAACCUGCUGGGCGACGCCGGGCUCAGGUGCCUUCUGGAAUGUCUGCCGCGGCUGCCCGUCUCGGGCUCGCUUGAUCUGAGUCACAACGGCAUCUCGCAGGAAGGCGCCCUGCUGCUGGUGGAGGCCCUGCCGGCCUGCGCGCGUGCCCGGGGGGCCUCGGCGAGCCUGGGCUCCGCGCAGAGCUUCCGGAUUCAUUUCUCCAAACAGGAGGAGGCCGGGAAGACGCUUAGGCUGAGCGAGUGCAGCUUCGGGCCAGAGCACGUGCCCAGGCUGGCCACCGGCCUGAGCCAGUCCCUCCAGCUGUCGGAGCUCACACUGACCCGGUGCUGCCUGGGCCGGGAGCAGCUGAUGGUUCUUCUGAGCCUGGUGCGGCGACCAGCUGGACAGCUCUGCCUCAGGGUGGAAGAGCCGUGGGUGGGCAGAGCCGGGGUGCUGGCCCUCCUAGAAGUCUGCAGCCAGGCCUCAGGCAACGUCACUGAAAUAAGCAUCUCCGAGACCGGGCAGCAGCUGCGCGUCCAGCUGGAAUUCCCUCGCCAGGAGAACCCGGAGGUGGUGGCCCUCAGGUUGGCUCACUGUGACCUUGGGACCCACCACAGCCUUCUCGUCAGGCAGCUGAUGGAGGCGUGUGCCAGGCUGCGGCAGCUCAGCUUGUCCCAGGUUAACCUCUGUGAUGACGGUGAUGCCAGCGUCCUGCUGCUGCAGAGCCUCCUGCCGUCCCUGUCUGAGCUGAAGACGUUCCGGCUGACCUCCAGCUGUGUGAGCACCAAGGGCCUCACCCAGCUGGCCUCCGGUCUGAGCCACUGCCACCACCUGGAGGAGCUGGACCUGUCCAACAAUCAGUUCUGCGAGGAGGGCACCAUGGCGCUGGUGCGGGCCCUUGACGGGAAGUGCAGGCUGAAGAGGCUCAACCUCAGCCAUCUGCCACUGGGCGGCUCCACCCUGGCCAUGCUCACUCGAGGACUGAGCCACAUGACCCUCCUGCAGAGCCUCCGACUGAGCAGGAACAGCAUCGGUGAUCUGGGUUGCUGCCACCUUUCUGAGGCUCUCAGAACUGCCACCAGCUUAGAGGAGCUGGGAUUGAGCCACAACCAGAUCGGAGACGCCGGUGCCCAGCACUUAGCCGCCAUCCUGCCGGGGCUGCCUGGGCUCAGGAAGAUAGACCUCUCAGCGAAUGACAUCGGCCCCAAGGGGGGCGUGCAGUUGGCAGAGUCGCUCACUCUUUGCAGGCACCUGGAGGAGCUGAUGCUCGGCCGCAAUGCCCUGGGGGAUCCCACGGCCCUGGGGCUGGCCCAGGAGCUGCCCCAGCACCUGCGGGUCCUGCACCUGCCAUCCAGCCAUCUGGGCCCGGAGGGGGCGCUGAGCCUGGGCCAGGCGCUGGAUGGCCGCCCACACGUGGAGGAGAUCAGCCUGGCAGAGAACAGCCUGGCCGAGGGCGUCCCCCACUUCUGUAAGGGGCUCCCGAUGCUCAGACAGAUGGACCUGGUCUCCUGUAAGAUUGACAACCAGACCGCCAAGCUCCUCGCCGCCAGCUUCCUGCUCUGCCCGGCACUGGAAGUCAUCUUGCUGUCCUGGAACCUCCUUGGGGACGAGGCGGCUGCCGAGCUGGCCCGGGUUCUGCCGCAGAUGAGCCGGCUGAAGAGAGUGGACCUGGAGAAGAAUCAGAUCACGGCUCGUGGAGCCCGGCUCCUGGCUGAAGGGCUGGCCCAGGGGUCUGGCGUCCAAGUCAUCCGCCUCUGGAGUAACCCCAUCCCUGCCGCCGUGGCCCAGAGUCUGCAGGGCCAGGAGCCCAGGCUGGACUUUGCCUUCUUUGACAAGAGCCCUCCGAAUACUUGACGGCCCCCUCGAGACCUUCGGAAUCCGGCCAAGCGAUGCCAGCCUCGCCCACCGGGACAGAGGGAUCAGGAGAGCCUCAGCGGGGUGCCCAGGAGGGAGGGGCAUGUUGGUCCUGCCACAGUCCUCAGGGAGGACGUUUUUGGGGACCGAGAGCCUGGUCCGGCCAAGGGAGCACUCCGCAUCCCAUGUGACAUGAGUGACCAGUUGGGGACAUGUGGCGCCAUGAGGGUGCCAUGACAUAAUACGUGACACGUAAGGUUAUACGCGGCAGUAUGACCUGACAUAUGGCAUUCCCGAAAUGUGCAAGGUGGCACAUGUGGUCCAUAGCUGGGUCUCAGCGCCACAAGUGGCAGGAGGCAUGGCUGGCGACCCAUAUAUGACACAUGACAAAUGUCCAUGUCACAUGACACGUGGCUGCUGGCUGACCUCAGGUUGGCUCAAGAUCUAAUUUAUUACUUUUUAAACCAAUGUGUAUUUAUAGAUUGCACUUCCGGCUUGGCUGAGCCGGGGAAAGUCUUCUGCUCUGAGCUGGGAGGGGACGAGUAUCCACGCACUGCCCGGCCAGUGGCCCAAGGGCCAGGACUCAGGCUACCAGGGACUCAGCCAUCAGGUCCCCUCCUGCUUCGAGCCUCCGUUUCCCAUCUGCAAACUGGAUUAUCUGUCUCCCCCGUAAAUAAUGGCUUCCAAGGACUUUGGGCCCAGGUCUAGGCAGAUCCAGCCUGACCUUGGGAGUGACAUACCCAGUUUAUCCUGCGUAGAGGACACAGCCAGGUCUGACGGCGGGAGUGUGCACUGCUACGACGACGUUUAGUCCAAACCACUGGAUCCAGCUCCUACCUCAGCGGGAGGCGCGUGCGCCCCAGGGGCUCCACGUGCUACAGUGUUCUUGUUCCUUCCAAGGGGACCAAGGGUGGCCCUGCUCUACUCUAAGCCUGCAGUCCCCAAGCCCCGGGCCCUGGCCCAGAACCCGCCUGAGCUCUGCACCACACCCCUCACCCCAUCCCCGGCCCGUGGAAAAGUUGUCUUCCGUGAAACCAGUCCCUGGUGCCAAAACGUUUGGGGACUGCUGCCUAAGCCAACUUUGAUCAAUAAAUAUGGUUGGUCUUCCA